Molecule: messenger RNA, 528 nt
Organism: Symbiodinium natans
Lineage: Eukaryota; Dinophyceae; Suessiales; Symbiodiniaceae
Source: the annotation of a GenBank genome assembly
AUGGCUUGGGAUUUCAGCGUCGAUGUCAGCAAGCCUCGGAAGGGCCCGACCACUCCGGGAUUCUCUGGCGACUGGCGUGGGGGUGCAGCGCUGCAUCAGGCCCCACAGCCCUCUUCACAGCGCCGCCCUGCAGCCAGUGGCACUGUGGAGGAGCACGACUCGGACGAGGAGGCACCAGCGGUCGACGCCGCGGAGAACAUUGACAAGUCGCAGGUGAAUCUCGUGUGGGACAGCGAGAAAGGCCGGUUGGUUCCUGCUCCUGCAGCUGGCGCAGCAGGAGCACCGGGUGCCCAGCCGGACAAGUCAGCCACACCAGAGGCGGCCACCACCGCACCCGCCGCGCCGGCAGCCGAGGCACCGGCAGAGGCACCGGAGGAUGCCGACGAAGGAGAGGAGGAGGAAGAUCCCGCUGGUGACCAGGAAGUGGAUGUAGAGGCAGAGAGUCGGGCAGCCUUCCUGUCAGAGGCCUCUACGCCGGAGCUCAUCAAGCAGGCAGUGGCUGCCGAGCACCCAGCAGACUUGCCAUAG